AUAUUUAUAACAUUUAUGUCUUUUAUAUACCCUUCAUUCAUAUCAAAUAAAUUCUGUAAAUUUUUAACACACACACACACACACACACACACACACACACACACACACACACACACACACACACACACACACACACACACAUACACAAACCUUGACACUGAUCUUACGGGGUCGCUUCUCAGGGGAGAUGAGGGGGCCAACUUCCUUAAGAACCGCCAGCAGAUAAAGAUGUCCGAGCUGGAUGAGCAACUGGCAGAGUACAUCGCUGAGUGGCGGAAACAACGCGCAAAGGAAGAAGAUGAGCUCAAGAAACUUAAAGAGAAGCAAGCAAAGAGGAAGAUCCUCCGGGCUGAAGAAGAGAAGAAGCUGACAGAACAAAAGAGGGCCGAGGAGGACCGUAAGAUGCGUGAAGAAACAGAGAGGAAGCAACGCGAGCAGGAGGAAAAAAGGAAACGUCUUGAAGAGGUCGAAAAGAAGAGGCAGUCCAUGAUGAAGGGUUCUAGCGAGGAUGGUGUCAAGAAGUUUGGCUCCAAGGGAGGUGAUAAGCUUUCAAACAUCCAGGCGGCCAAGGGCGAGCUGGGCAAGACCCGCGAGCAGCUGGCCGAGGAGAAGAAAAUUGCUCUCUCCAUUCGCGUAAAACCCCUCAACGUUGAUGGUAUCGGAGCUAGCAGCCUCCGCGGCAAGGCUGACGAAAUGUGGAACCUCAUCGUCAAACUUGAGACAGAGAAGUACGACAUGGAGGAGAGGAUGAAGAGACAGGACUACGACUUGAAGGAGUUGAAAGAACGCCAGAAGCAACAGUUGAGGCAUAAGGCUCAAAAGCGGGGCUUGGACCCAGAGGCGCUCACUGGCAAACAUCCGCCCAAGAUCCAGACCGCCUCCAAAUUCGAGAGGCGCACAGACAGGAGAACCUACGAUGACAAAAAGCAACUGUUUGAAGGCGGCUGGGAUGUUGUACACAACGAGGAGAUGGAGAGGUAUUGGAAGGAAAAGUACGAAGAAUUUAUCAACAGAACUAAGUCUAAGCUGCCAAAAUGGUUCGGUGAGCGACCAGGCAAGAAGGCUGGCGAACCCGAGACCCCAGCCGAGGAAGAAGAGGAGCUGGAGCCCCCUCCACCCCCAGAGCCUGAAGUUGAAGAGGAAGAAGAGGAAGAGGAAGAGGAGGAGGAGGAGGAGGAGGAAGAGGAAGAAGAGUGAUGAGAACACUUGGUUCUCCUCAUUCCUUCAUCCACGCGAUUUGUCACAUUCUCACACUCUGUGUCGUUUAGCAUCUUUAUGUCGACAUUUUGAAAAGUUCUCUCUCUGUUGUAUCAAGUCUGCUAUCAGUUGAUUUUAAGUUAUUAUUAUUAUUAUUAUUAUUAUUAUUAUUAUUAUUAUUAUUAUUAUUAUUAUUAUUAUUAUUAUUAUUAUUAUUAUUAUUGGUUGGCGGUUAGUUUAGCCCUUGGUGAGCUGGGCUGCGUUUUUUGCGUUGUCCAGACCACCAUAGCACACGGCUUUGGACAAAGCUUUAAGUCUGGUCCCUUAGUUGGGACUUGUGUUUACCUUGGUGGUCCUACGUUCAUCUUGAACACCUGGUCCAUCAUGGGGAUCUGGGUAAUCAUGAGGACCAGGUUCACUUUGGUGCCCUGAUUCAUCUUGGUGCCCUGGUUCAUCGUGGUGCCCUGGUUCACCUUGGUGCUCUGGUUCAUCUUGGUGCCCUGGUUCAUCAUGGUGCCCUGGUGAUCACCUCUGUGCGGCGGUCUAGCCUCCCCUCCCCGCCGCCUCCGUACAAAAUCUAACGUAAUAUUCACCACCUCCAAACUCCUUCACCGUCGCCUUCCGCGCCUACUGCUGCUGCAGCUCUCCCUUAGAGCCCCCCUCUCCUCCUUCAGGGCUCUGGGAAGGUCCGGGAGGGACUCGGCGGCCCCCCAGCCCUCCGCGGGGCCCUUCCCCUGGCUGUCCCAGGAGCCCUCACUAGAGGCCAGGCUGACGAAGGCGCGGGCGCAGGUGAGCAACACAAACACAACACACCCGUGAGAUAGAUUGGUCACUAACUUUUCCCUAUCUUGUCAUUUUUCUCUCUUGAUCGAGGAUAUUAUGUUCCUUAUACGAUACUAGUUUAUUUGAAAAUAAAAAUAUCAAAUUUA
This is a messenger RNA of Cherax quadricarinatus, 2126 nucleotides long. RefSeq names its product Troponin T, skeletal muscle (gene up). Gene Ontology annotation, molecular function: tropomyosin binding. Gene Ontology annotation, cellular component: troponin complex. NCBI's taxonomy places the organism in Eukaryota, Metazoa, Arthropoda, Malacostraca, Decapoda, Parastacidae. Gene Ontology annotation, biological process: muscle contraction; regulation of muscle contraction; sarcomere organization. The record is from RefSeq and is a predicted model, not a curated record.